UGUUUAUGCCAUCGAAACAUAAUCUAUCAGCUUCAUGAUCAAUAGCUCUCAUUCUUUCGUUUACAUCAUACAAAAGAAAAGUUCAUUUAAUCUGUCUUUAAUUGAUUUUCUUAACGGCUUUUCUGGUUAGUAAAAACUAGAAAAGUGAGGAAGAGAGAGAGGAAGAUGAGGCGUAGUUCAAGUCCACAAGAUGAUCAAAAAACAAGUUCAAGAAAUAAUGGUCUAAUCGUUCUUUCUUCGGCAACACAAACGCCAUCUAAUGGGCAUGUCCCUCAGAGCCCGGAGGACGAGAAGCCAUUUAAGAAAGUGGUGAAGUACAAGGAAUGCCUGAAGAAUCAUGCAGCCGCCUUCGGCGGUACUGCCACAGAUGGGUGUGGUGAGUUCAUGCCUAGUGGAGAAGACGGUACCAUUGAAGCUCUAAAAUGCUCCGCCUGCAACUGUCAUAGAAAUUUCCAUAAAAAAGAGAUAGAAUGUGAUUGUCCCUUUGAAUGUUAUCAUCACUCUCAAGUUGUUCCAAUGGUCAACAAUGGUGGAAGAGCUCUCAUUCUGAGCCAUCAUCACAAUCACCCUGCUGCAAGUACCUUGAUUUCUUUAGGGGGAGAGACCACUCAUCACCACCAGCUGAUAAUGCCAUACAAAAGUGGGUCGGUCAUUUCAGAAUCUGAUGAAAAAGACGAUGGAGGUGGGGUUGUGGGAAGGCCACUUGAGCAUCCAAAGAUUAGAAAGAGAUUUAGAACAAAGUUCUCUCAAGAACAGAAGGAUAAGAUGUUGAAGUUCGCUGAGAGGGCUGAAUGGAAAAUACAAAAACUAGAGGAAUCUGUUGUUCAACAAUUCUGCCAAGAGCUUGGGAUCAAGAGAAGAGUCCUCAAGGUUUGGAUGCACAAUAACAAGCACCGCCUGGCCCAAAAGAACUCCAUUAAUUAGUUGAAGAAGCAGUCUUUUACUUUUACAUUCCUCUAUAUCAUCAUUCCAAUUAAUUUUCUAGCUUCUUCAUUUAAUAUUUGUUUCUUGUAAGUUUCAAUUCUCUAGGUCCUAUAAAGUAAUGUUAAUGUUUAAUA
Mangifera indica (mango) is the source of this 1058-nucleotide messenger RNA. Its product is annotated as zinc-finger homeodomain protein 4-like. The transcript has a single exon. Bases 166 to 924 code for a protein of 252 amino acids. Gene Ontology annotation, biological process: regulation of developmental process; regulation of DNA-templated transcription. NCBI's taxonomy places the organism in Eukaryota, Viridiplantae, Streptophyta, Magnoliopsida, Sapindales, Anacardiaceae. The record is from RefSeq and is a predicted model, not a curated record. Gene Ontology annotation, cellular component: nucleus. Gene Ontology annotation, molecular function: transcription cis-regulatory region binding; DNA-binding transcription factor activity.